Nomascus leucogenys (northern white-cheeked gibbon) is the source of this 1300-nucleotide messenger RNA. RefSeq names its product transcription elongation factor A3 (gene TCEA3). Gene Ontology annotation, biological process: DNA-templated transcription; transcription elongation by RNA polymerase II. NCBI's taxonomy places the organism in Eukaryota, Metazoa, Chordata, Mammalia, Primates, Hylobatidae. The transcript is spliced from 11 exons. The record is from RefSeq and is a predicted model, not a curated record. Gene Ontology annotation, molecular function: zinc ion binding; nucleic acid binding. Gene Ontology annotation, cellular component: nucleus. The coding region runs from base 147 to 1193 and encodes 348 amino acids.
GGGGAAAGCCCCGCCCCCGCCGGGCGUGUGUGUCGUGUGUGUUUGGGGCCCGCGCGGGUUGAGCGCCCUCCGCCUUCGCGCCUCCUGCCCCCGAGGCCCUACGGCUGCCCCUGUGCCCCUCGCCCCGCCGGGCAUCGCGGGCCAACAUGGGCCAGGAAGAGGAGCUGCUGAGGAUCGCCAAAAAGCUGGAGAAGAUGGUGGCCAGGAAGAACACGGAAGGGGCCCUGGACCUUCUGAAGAAGCUGCACAGCUGCCAGAUGUCCAUCCAGCUACUACAGACAACCAGGAUUGGAGUUGCUGUUAAUGGGGUCCGCAAGCACUGCUCAGACAAGGAGGUGGUGUCCUUGGCCAAAGUCCUUAUCAAAAACUGGAAGCGGCUGCUAGACUCCCCUGGACCCCCAAAAGGAGAAAAAGGAGACGAAAGAGAAAAAGCAAAGAAGAAGGAGAAAGGGCUUGACCGUUCAGACUGGAAGCCGGAAGCAGGCCUUUCUCCACCAAGGAAAAAACGAGAAGACCCCAAAACCAGGAGAGACUCUGUGGACUCCAAGUCUUCUGCCACCUCCUCUCCAAAAAGGCCAUCGGUGGAAAGAUCAAACAGCAGAAAAUCAAAAGCGGAGAGCCCCAAAACACCUAGCAGCCCCUUGACCCCCACGUUUGCCUCUUCCAUCUGUCUCCUGGCCCCCUGCUAUCUCACAGGGGACUCUGUCCGGGACAAGUGUGUGGAGAUGCUGUCAGCAGCCCUGAAGGCGGACGAUGAUUACAAGGACUAUGGAGUCAACUGUGACAAAAUGGCAUCAGAAAUCGAAGAUCAUAUCUACCAAGAGCUCAAGAGCACCGACAUGAAGUACCGGAACCGCGUGCGCAGCCGCAUUAGCAACCUCAAGGACCCCAGGAACCCCGGCCUGCGGCGGAACGUGCUCAGUGGGGCCAUCUCCGCAGGGCUCAUAGCCAAGAUGACGGCAGAGGAAAUGGCCAGUGAUGAACUGAGGGAGUUGAGGAAUGCCAUGACCCAGGAGGCCAUCCGUGAGCACCAGAUGGCCAAGACUGGCGGCACGACCACUGACCUCUUCCAGUGCAGCAAAUGCAAGAAGAAGAACUGCACCUAUAACCAGGUGCAGACACGCAGUGCUGAUGAGCCCAUGACUACCUUUGUCUUAUGCAAUGAAUGUGGCAAUCGCUGGAAGUUCUGCUGAUUGAACAGCCAGGACCACCAUGAACAAGGUGAGGAAGAAGAAAGAGGAAGCGCUGAACUGUAUGAACUGGAGAAGCAAUAAAAAUUAAAGUGAAGGAAAAUACUGAA